GCCUUACGUCACUUCCGUACACAGAAGAUGGCGGCCCCCUUGCUCACGGUGUGCAGGAGAAGCGGCGUCAGAUUUGGCCCCGUGACUUUCUGCCAGCGACGUUUCCUAAACACCAGUCGUGGCUUCCUGAUCCGCCCCCGGCCCCUCCCUGUCCUGGUGGCCACAGGCGGCGGUUACCUCGGUUACCAGCAUUACAAGAGGAAAAACCAGGAGGAUGGCGCUCUGGCCACUCCCACAGAGGUGGCGCUCUACCGCUCCUUCCCCACCCGUCUCUUGUCUCGGGCGUGGGGUCGAGUGAAUGGGGUGGAGCUUCCAACGUGGCUGCGCAAACCCGUCUACUCGCUGUACAUCUGGACGUUUGGGGUGAACAUGCAGGAGGCAGCGGUAGAGGACUUGCAUCAGUACAGGAAUCUGGGAGAGUUUUUCCGACGACGCCUCAAACCCACCGUGCGCCCGCUCUGCUCCUCGUCGUGUUUGGUGUCUCCGGCCGACGGCAGGAUCCUACAUUUGGGUCGCGUCAACAACUCGGAGGUGGAGCAAGUCAAGGGCGUCACGUACAGUCUGGAAACCUUUCUGGGGCCGCAGGAGGGGCGGGGCAACGACGCCACGCCCUCCUCCUUCAGGGACCGCCUCCUGACCCGUGCGGACAGCGAGCUGUUCCACGUGGUGGUCUACCUGGCGCCGGGCGACUAUCACUGCUUCCACUCGCCCACGGACUGGAGGGUGGAGCUGCGGCGACACUUCCCAGGCUCGUUAAUGUCGGUCAACCCGGGCGUGGCUCGCCUGGUCAAAGAGCUCUUCUGCCUUAACGAGCGCGUGGCGCUGACGGGCCAAUGGCGACACGGCUUCUUCUCCUUGACGGCGGUGGGCGCCACCAACGUGGGCUCCAUCCGCGUCCACUUCGACCAGGAGCUGCAGACCAACGCCCCUCGCUACAGGAAAGGAUCUUUUCACGACCAGAGUUACGUCGCCGGGGGCAACCGAAUGUUAUCGAGGGAGGGGCUGCCCCUGCAGAGGGGGGAGCUGGUGGGCGAGUUCAACCUGGGCUCCACCAUCGUCCUCCUCUUCGAAGCGCCUAAAACCUUCGCCUUCAGCGUGCAGCCCGGGCAGAGGAUCAGGGUGGGGGAGGGGCUCGGUGCUCUCUGAUUGGCCGAGAGACUGUUGGACUCAUGAGGGGG
Messenger RNA from Entelurus aequoreus (snake pipefish), 1178 nucleotides. It is a transcript of the gene pisd, whose product is annotated as phosphatidylserine decarboxylase. Gene Ontology annotation, molecular function: phosphatidylserine decarboxylase activity. The transcript is spliced from 9 exons. The coding region runs from base 28 to 1146 and encodes 372 amino acids. Gene Ontology annotation, cellular component: mitochondrion. The record is from RefSeq and is a predicted model, not a curated record. Gene Ontology annotation, biological process: phosphatidylethanolamine biosynthetic process. NCBI's taxonomy places the organism in Eukaryota, Metazoa, Chordata, Actinopteri, Syngnathiformes, Syngnathidae.